Molecule: messenger RNA, 3201 nt
Organism: Schizophyllum commune H4-8
Lineage: Eukaryota; Fungi; Basidiomycota; Agaricomycetes; Agaricales; Schizophyllaceae
Exons: 3
Coding region: 1-3201 (1066 amino acids)
Biological process (GO): ubiquitin-dependent endocytosis
Cellular component (GO): plasma membrane; cytosol; cytoplasm
Molecular function (GO): protein-macromolecule adaptor activity; ubiquitin protein ligase binding
Source: RefSeq, a predicted model, not a curated record
AUGGCGAACGAGGGCCUCGGGCUCGGCGUCCACGUCGGUACUAAGUCCACCAUUACCGUCGCCGACCACGCCUACCAGUCUCGCAACGCCCCCGGGCCUCAAUCAGCACCACUCAGUCCCAUCACGAACACCGUCAUACCCAACUCCCUACCUGCUGGCUCCUCCAGGAUGCGCGACCUCGAGAGCGCCGCGCUAGGCAGGACGAUGGUCAAAAUCGACAAAUACGGCGGCUCAGGCUUUCUGACGGGCGACUCCAUCGACACGAACUGCAUCACUCCGAAUGGCGGGACGGUAUCGCGUGCCUUCGAGUUCGACAUGGUGCAGUCCUCCCUUGCACGUAACGACACAGUACUUGCCCCGGGCGCACCCGCAAAGGAACUUAAGUCGCUGCUCGGCAAGGGCGAUGGCGCACGUCUCAAGUCGGGUGCUGCGAUUAACCGAGAAGAGGACCGCGUUGCACUCGAACACGCCAAAUCGAAAGCGCGUGUUGAGCUCGAUCUAGUGCUGGAGAACAACGUCUGCGUGCAGGGAGGUACUAUAGCCGGCCAUCUGUGCGUGCACGUCCGCAAGCGUACGAAACAUGAGGGCGAUAUCAUGAUUUCUCGCGGCAAGCUGAGGCUCGUGGGUUUCGAGACGCUCGGCGGGCAGCACGAUCGUCACGUAUUCUACCAGACGGCGGUUUCGAUGGCGGACGCAUCCGAGCGCUCCGACGCCGUAUUGGAUUCUCAAGAAGACCUAGACGGCUUCGCGUGGGCGAAAACAGGCGACCACAUCAUACCUUUCGCCAUGCAAGUGCCACUCGAAGGAGACGUUGGCAAUGCAAAAGGCGUAUUGGACGCCCAAUCUGGUGGAGCUUCUGUGCGAUAUAUAAUCAUGAUCACCGUGAAGGUCAGGGAUCCUGCCACUGAUGCUCGGUCCAUCGCCCACUUCUAUCGCGACUGCGAGGUCUGGCCGCGCCUAAACCCUUCUGCGAUCCUUGCACCUGCUCCUCGACCCAUCUCAGACACCAAUGCCAAAGCGUUGUUCAUGGGUGGCUCCGGGAAGGUCUAUCUUACAGCCCAAUUACAUCGCGUCCACUGGAUCGCUGGCCAACAAUGUUACAUCCGAAUAAUUGUCAACAACGGAUCGAAGAAGACGAUGAAGCGCCUCAACAUUACCCUUGUGCGCACGCUCGUGGCAUACAAGCCCAACAGCAAGAAGGACGAGGACGAUGACCCGGAUGCGUGCUCAGCGACGACAUACGAGAAGCAAGUCGCGGAGACAUCGCUCGAGAUGUGCGAGUCUGGGAGUCGUGGGCAUGCAAGUGCAAAGGGAUGGUGGACGGGCGUCAUGCCAGAGGAGGACAAAGAGUUCUCGCACUUCAUUCAGAUACCCCCCGAUGCCCUGACAAUCCCUCGCGGACGACUGCUGGAAGUCGAGUAUACCCUCCGCGUCUCGAUUAGCUCUGGCGGUCUAUCUUCCGAUCUCACCGUCAAGGUUCCCCUCAGAAUCAUCAACUUCCUUUCAGUCGACCCUCCACCGUCAGCUCCUGCAGAGGCCGCCCCGAUGUCUCGCGGGAGCACCGCGGCCUCUGGUCCGAUGCUGGCUUAUGACCGCGACGAUAGCUACGGUCAUUCACGACCUGGGUCGCGCAACGGCAAUUAUGCACAGGGCAGUGGCGAAGCAGAGAUUCCAGCGCCUCAGCGCGCCAUUCAUUCUCGCCCAGCGCUCCCUGGGAUGUUCCAGCUCAGUUCUCUGCCGGAGUCAGAUGAACACCUGCGCACACCGGUGGCCCAAACAUCUCGGACGUUCCCAGGCAAUGCACCAAGCGCUCAGAUGGAUGCCUAUGCAGACGAAUAUACCGACCCAGACAGCUCGGGCUACUUAGAUGAGGAUGGAAGCCUGCCGCCCACCGGCCUGGCCAACCUUUCCAUGCGAGAUGACUCUGACGACGUCGUGCAGUACGCCGUGUCGUCGGCGUCGCAGGACUACAGCAACCAGACUGACAAUGGGUCGCUGGAAACCUCGACUGUGCAGGUCGAGUCCGAGGUGGACGCGCCAGUACCAUACACGCGUCAAAAAACCUGCGCGCCGUCGGCAGUCACCUUCUCCGACCUGUACUAUGAAGACCCCGCCCACCUUACUCUGACUGGGCAUAAUCGUUCGCGCCAAAACUCCCUCAACACCGCCAGUGCACCAGUACCCCAGCCCACCGCACCUGUCGCUCGUGCAGAGCCCACAUCGCAUCCGAACUACGCUGCGCACUCGCAAACUCUCGCUGCUCCGCCAGGUCCUCACGACUUCGACGCGCUGCAGCAUGCCCGCCGCCACUCGUACUCGGACCUUCCCGCGACCUCGCAGAAUGCACAGCGAGACUUCCACGAUACCCCCAUGGCCUUGCGACCGGGAGGCGCACGCGAGCGGGUAGGAGGCCGGUCUGCCUUCGCGCAGCGCGUGCAGGAGAAGAUGCAGGCGCGCGGCAGCAGCAUGGGCCCGCCCGCGGAGACGGUUGUCGCGCACGGGUUCGACGAGCUGCCUCGAAUGCAGCAACAGGUCCCGAUGGAGCAAGGAGCUAGUGACCCGUAUUCUGCGUAUGGCCAAGGCAUGCCUGGCGCCUAUGCAUCCGCGACUUCUGUGACAGGACACGAAGAGGCCUUCGCGAGCGAUGAGGCAGAAGACUUCCGACGUGGUCGUCCGGAGGCUCGUGCUCCUCUGGCACGAUAUGCGGACGCGGAACUCACCGCGCAGCCAACGUCGUAUGCUAUCCAACCGUCGCGACCCCUCGGACAGGCCACCUUCCGCGCGGAGUCCCCCAGCCCAUCUUACGUGGCGGAGACACAGGUGGUGCCUGCCGGUGUUCGUGAAGCGCAAGGUCGUCCGGGGAUUUAUGAACUGCACGCGGAAGCGCGUGGCUCACGCCUGCUCCCUACCCCGCCCGUGUCCGCUACUCUGCCACCUGGGCCUAUAUCGAUGGCGUCGCAGGGCUCAUCGGCUUCGGCCGCCUCCGUCGAACCUCCUCGAGGGCGGACACGCAGCUUCACUACGUCAGCCGUACCGCCUCAGCCGGUGAUGACCUCUCGAGGCUCUGCGUCUCCGUCAAAACCUAUCCUCCCGCAGGAUGGGCUGCCGACCUCGAUAAGCUCCUCGCCCCAGAAAGGAGGCCUGAGCAGCGUUCAAGAGCGCAUCAGACAGCUGGAGGAGAGGGCGCGAGCAGGCGCCUGA